This is a messenger RNA of Schizophyllum commune H4-8, 2379 nucleotides long. RefSeq lists its product as uncharacterized. NCBI's taxonomy places the organism in Eukaryota, Fungi, Basidiomycota, Agaricomycetes, Agaricales, Schizophyllaceae. The transcript is spliced from 4 exons. The record is from RefSeq and is a predicted model, not a curated record. Bases 1 to 2379 code for a protein of 792 amino acids.
AUGACACGGCGUAGGCGCAAUGGUGUGUCGAGCAAGCCUUCCGCCACAGCUGGCAAGUGCUCGCAACCCAAAGCCACUCAAGCUCGUCGCAACUACCACGGCAGUGUUGAGGGGUCACCUGUGAAGGACACCGCCAAAGAGCGUCCGCCCGAGCUCCCACGCAAAUUGUUGAAGCUGGUAGGGCUGAGGAGAUGCGUAGUUGGCUGUAUGAUUGGUCCUCCUUGGCUGGUCCAGGGCAUACACAUCGUCAGCCGGACACUCAAGAACUCGCACGCAGAUAUCUAUCACCGUUUCAGAAACUGUGUCGGAAUUUUGGACGAGAAAACGGGAGAGAAAGUCAUAGAUCUGGAUGGCACAGGAAAUUAUGAAUGGGUCCACUUCGACAUGCAUCAUCUUUUCGAUGGCCGCUCUGUACAAGGAAGCGCAUACGGAGGGGGAGAAUGGGCUUUUUGCCCAAAGAAUCUGAGGGCAUUCGUCGCACAUAUGAAGGCCAAUCCUGGGGCAGACUACAAGACGUUGUGUCCAAGUGGCCUUUACGAAUUCAUCAUAUACGGCUUUCCCAGUGGUCAGCAACAUCUGUUCGGCCGGUAUUCUGAUGACCAACGCACCUACGCUCACCUCAAUAAGGACGGCAAGGCAUGGACUAAGGACGAAAUCCUCCAGUGGUACAUGGAUAGCCAACACCGUCACGGUCCAGUCGAAGCGCGCAUUCUGCAAGUAGGUGACCAGGGCUUCGUCAUUAUCAGCCACAUGAACCCCGUCUUCGUAGUCUUCGACUACGCCUUGAAGAUGAAGUACCGCGUUAUCGACCGCUCAAAUGAGCCGGAUCUCAUCAAGGGGAUACCACAAGAAGACAUUGACUUCUUCAAAGACGAGUUGUGGCCUGUGGUACAAUGCUGGUUCGAGGCUCCCUCGCCGAAUUUGACCCUCGCGCUCAAGAAGCAAGUGGCUCGACCUACCGGUCUCGGUGGCGCCGUGCGGUCGGAAGGCGCCGUCAAAGUCGCCCCUGUCACCCCACCAGUGCGCACCUUCCGCAGCGCCCCAGAGAAGGUCCCGGUCACCCGCGAUUCCCCGCCUCCAGCCUUCCUCGUUCCAGAGUCGGCCAAAGUUGCUGAGGUCAAGCAACACGUCCUCUUCGGCGGUCCAUCAACCGACCGAAGUGAAGUGAGAUACCGCUACGCGUCGUCCGACGCAGGCGCAUCCGACGCGACCCAAUCGCAAUACGAUGAUACCGAGUCUCUGGACGACGGUUCAUCUAGCUCAACAAGCACUGCUAUUCCUGGCUCCGGGCUUGUGUCCGCCUUCCCCGACGACUACGACUACGAUGUUGAUCCUGAAUACGGCGCCGACGAAUGUGAUCCCAAGUAUGACGACUGUGACUAUGUCGACGACGGCCAGCCCAAUGCGGAGCCCGACGACGACGUCCAGGAGCACGGUCUCGCACCACCUGACGACGAUGAGGACGAUUUAGACUAUCAAAGGACUAAGAGCGAGUCGCCUUGCCCUGCGCGCCCAAUGUACGCGGACGAUCCUUCCACUGACGACGACUCGGAUGGGGAAUCGACUGCGACUGUACGAGACGAGCGCGACACCGAUACAUUUGCUGACGCGAGUGCGACUGAUCAAGAGCCACCACCGUCUGGCGAGCCUCCCGCAAUCCCGUCUGCACUUUCAGCUGCACCGUCAACGUCGACGGCGCACCCCGUUCCCUCCACAUCUGUACUCAAGAAGCCUGCCGCGUCCAAGAAAUCCAAGAAGAUCGUGCACUUCUCUGGCGAAGACGAAGAAAAUCCUGGGGAGCUCGAAGAGCAUUCUGACGGUAUCAAGAAUCAGUCGUUACCGUCCUCCACGUCGGCCUCCUCGUCCACAUCGGACCCCACCUCGUCCUCCGCGAUGACGACCACUGGAACGCCUCCCAUCGGACCGCAUCCGGCGACCACCUCUGAGCCACCUCCGGACGACUCGCCGCCCAAACCACGACGCUCCACACGUGCCAAGCAACCUCCCAAGCCUCCCGGGACUGUCCACGCGCCUCCUCCGAACGCGCCAUCUCUGGCUGACCGACCCAAGCGCACCGGUAAGGCCAACAAAGCGGCUUCAGCAAGGGCUUCGGCAUCUGCAUCUGCAUCUUCGUCUAGUGGCCAAGGGCCCGGCCAGCCCCGUCCUCCCGCUAAGCCACGCGGUCAAAAACGUACUCGAGACGACCGCGAUGCGGACGAUGAUCAAGACGACCGAGACAUCGACGACCAGUUCGAGGACGACGAAGACGCGGACGAGAGCGACGACGUCGAGUCCGUUCAUUCCGAAUACCUACCUCGCGCAAAGAGGGCUAAGAAGACCAAGGCGCCCACUCAGGGCAAGGGCAAGCCCCACAAGUAA